GAAUGAAAUUGAUAAGUUGAAGUUGGAUUUCAGAAAAAAAAAUCUCUCUCCGCCGCAAAACAUAAAGGAUUAAAAAAACUUUCAUUGCAACAUUGACGAUAGCAAGGCGAUAAAAUAGGUAACGAAAUGUCUUCGACGGUAGCUCCGGUGAUCAUUCAAGCUGCUGCCAAACAUACGGCGACUCUAAUUUUCUUCCAUGGACUCGGCGAUACCGGACAUGGAUGGGCAAGCACAAUUGCGGCAAUCCGUACACCCAACAUGAAAGUCAUUUGCCCGACAGCACAUGCAAUUCCCGUUUCGCUAAAUGCCGGUUUCCGCAUGCCAAGUUGGUUCGAUCUGAAGACUUUGGACAUUUCGGGGCCCGAAGACGAAGAUGGCAUCAAAGCAGCUGCAAAAAUGGUCCACGAAAUGAUCACGAAAGAGGUUGGCGAAGGAAUCCCGUCGAACAGAAUCAUGUUGGGCGGCUUUUCGCAGGGAGGCGCUCUCGCAUUGUACUCGGCAUUGACAUACGCUGAACCGCUUGCCGGCGUCAUGGCACUUUCAUGUUGGCUCCCGUUGUACAAAACUUUCCCACAAUCACGAAAAUGUCCUGAUACGACUCCGAUCUAUCAAAGUCACGGCGACUGCGAUCCCGUUCUACCCUACAAAUUCGGUCAAUUAUCUUCCACACUCUUGAAGUCCUUCAUGAAAAAUUCCGAAUUUGUCACGUAUCGCGGACUAAGUCACUCGAGCUCCGAAGAGGAAUUGGCUGACAUGAAGAAAUUCAUCGAGAAACACGUGCCGUUGACACAGUAAAAUUGCGUGUUUGCUUGUUUUUUUGGAUCAUAAGUGAAGAAAAGGAGCUUGACAAUUACAAAAGAUGAGGAAAGUCCGCAAAACACACAAAAAACCACACUUUUAUGUGAUAAACGUGUUAUACAUAUUUAACUCAACUAAAAAUUAAAAAAAAAUAAUAACGUACUAAAAAAAAUCAAAACUCAAGCAAAAAAAAUUAGAAAAAAAUAAUUUUUCUUCAGUUAUCGUCCACAAAAGGCAAAGCAAACGUAUUCUAUGAAGUUUUCCAUUCUAAAAAAAAAUUCUUUCAUUUUUUUGCAAUUUUUAAUAUUAAAUUGCACUUUUUGGUAUGCGGUUUUCGUGAAAAAAAAAAUAUUGGAAAAAAAUAUAUAUUUGUAGUGGUUUUAAAAAAAAUAUUAAAAAUUAUUAAUAUGAAAAAUUGUAAAAUUCAAUCAAAUUAGUGUACAGUCGAGACUGCCAAUGGCGAACUUGAUUAAAAAAAAUAAAAACGAAUAAUUUAGCACCUUAAAAUUGAUAUUUUUUAUUAAUUUUAAGCCCAAAAUUGAAAAAAUAUUCAUUUUAAA
Molecule: messenger RNA, 1358 nt
Organism: Culicoides brevitarsis
Lineage: Eukaryota; Metazoa; Arthropoda; Insecta; Diptera; Ceratopogonidae
Gene: Apt1
Product: acyl-protein thioesterase 1
Exons: 4
Coding region: 127-795 (222 amino acids)
Biological process (GO): protein depalmitoylation
Cellular component (GO): cytoplasm
Molecular function (GO): palmitoyl-(protein) hydrolase activity; carboxylic ester hydrolase activity
Source: RefSeq, a predicted model, not a curated record